GAUUGGCUCCCAGUUGUGCAACCUGCUUAGGAAAAAAAAAAAGCAGCUGGAACAGGCUACGCUGCUUCUUCUGAUCGGGAAACAAAACCAACCUGCAGGGUGGGGUUGCGGAGGGGCCAUGGCUGCCAGGGACCUGGCCAGGAGCUUCCAGGACGAGGUGACGUGUCCCAUCUGCCUGGAGUGUUUCACAGACCCUGUGACCAUUGAGUGUGGGCACAACUUCUGCCGGGCCUGCCUCAGCCAGUGCUGGGGAGAGUCGGAGCCCAACUUCUGCCAGUGCAGAGAGACAAUCACACAGAGACACCUGCGGCCCAACUGCCAGCUAGGAAACUUGGUGGAGCUGGUGAAACGCCUGAGGCUCCCGGCGGGGCCAGCGCUCGAAGAGCAGCCAAGGUGCGAGAGGCACCAGGAGGCCCUGAAGCUCUUUUGCCAGGAGGAUCAAGCCCCCAUCUGUGUGAUCUGCAGAGAGUCCCGGGCGCACCAAGCACACAAGGUGCUGCCCGUCGAGGAGGCUGCCCAGGAUUGCAAGGAGAAACUCCAGAGGGCCCUGGACCUGCUCAGGAAGCAGCUGGAGGAGGCCUUGGUGCUGACUUCUAAAGAAAAGGAGAAAACCACAGAGUGGCAUAGGAAAGUGCAGGCGAGGCGGGAGAUGAUUGCCGGUGAAUUUAACAAGCUGCACAUCCUCCUGAGGGGGGAGGAGCAGCUGCUUCUGCAGAGGCUGGUGGAGGAGGAGAGGGAGACUCUGCAGAGGCUACAGGAAAAUGUCUCCAAACUCUCCCAGCAAAGCGCCUCCCUGCAGCAGCUGAUCGCAGAGAUCGAGGGGAAGUGUCAGCAGCCGGUUGCUGAGCUGCUGAAGGACGUGAAAAGCACGUUGAGCAGGAGUGAAAACAUGAAGCUCCAGGAAACAGAAGCUGUUUCUACUGACCUGCAGCGCGGGUAUAAAAUUUGUCUUGAUAUGAGGGAAGCUCUGAACAGAUUCGCAGUGGACGUGACUCUGGAUCCAGACACGGCAAAUCCCAACCUCGUCUCCUCUAAGGGUUGGAAACAUGUGAGAGAUGGAGACACGCGCCAAGAUCUGCCCGACAACCCCAAGAGAUUUCUUUAUUUUCCCUGUGUGCUGGGCACCGAGGGGUUCGUGGGCGGGAGGCGUUACUGGGAGGUGGAGGUGGGAGACAAGACUGAGUGGGACCUGGGGGUCUGCAGGGAAUCUGUGAGCAGGGAGGAGGAGGAGGUCACAUACACACCUGGGAAUGGAUACUGGGUCGUGUGGCUGAUGGGCGAGGAAUACAAGGCCUGCACCUCCCCCCUUACCCUUCUCCCCGUGAGCGCCAGGCCCAGCCGGGUGGGUAUUUUCCUGGACUACGAGGCGGGCGAGGUCUCGUUUUACAAUGUGACUGACAGGUCCCAUCUCUUUACCUUCACCGACACCUUCUCCGGGAUGCUCCGCCCAUUUUUCUGCCCUGGUUACGAUGAGGCUCCUCUGACCAUCUGUCCAGUGUUGGCCCAGGCAGGAGCGAAUCCCUGCUCCUGA
This is a messenger RNA of Pelodiscus sinensis (Chinese soft-shelled turtle), 1531 nucleotides long. NCBI's taxonomy places the organism in Eukaryota, Metazoa, Chordata, Testudines, Trionychidae. The record is from RefSeq and is a predicted model, not a curated record.